This is a messenger RNA of Naegleria gruberi, 1861 nucleotides long. Its product is annotated as WD40 repeat domain-containing protein. Lineage: Eukaryota; Heterolobosea; Eutetramitea; Acrasida; Naegleriidae. The transcript has 2 exons. Bases 1 to 1818 code for a protein of 605 amino acids. Gene Ontology annotation, molecular function: actin filament binding. Gene Ontology annotation, cellular component: cortical actin cytoskeleton. Gene Ontology annotation, biological process: actin filament depolymerization; positive regulation of actin filament depolymerization. The record is from RefSeq and is a predicted model, not a curated record.
AUGUCCAUCUCUCUCCAAAACGUAUACGGUGGUGUCCCAAAUACCGAAAGAGGCCGUCCAACUUUUAUUUCUGCUGCUCCUGCCUCCAAGUCUGGUAAAUUCACCUAUGGUUCUGGAACCAAUGUUUUGAUCCGUGAUUUGAACAAUUUGCUUUCUAUUGACUAUUAUACUCAACACACUCAUAAGGUCAAUGUUGCAAAGUUCGCACCAACAGGUUUUUACAUUGCUUCAGGAGAUGAGUCAGGUAAUGUUCGUAUUUGGUCAACUGAAAAUGCUGACAAGACCAUCAAAUUGGAAAAGCGUGUCUUGUCAAAGAGUGUUCGUGAUUUGGCUUGGACUGGUGAUUCCCAACGUGUUGUUGCUGUUGGUGAUGGUAAACAAGAAUACGGAGCUGUUUUUGCUUAUGAUAUGGGUACUAAUACUGGUGAAAUUUCUGCUCACUCAAAGGAAGUUCUCACUUGUGAUUCUCGUCCAGAAAGACCAUUCAGAAUUGCCACUGGUGGUGCUGAUUUGUCUUUGAACUUUUUCACUGGUCCUCCAUUCAAGUUCUCUCACUCAAACAAGGAUCACGAACGUUUCAUUAACUGUAUUCGUUAUUCACCAGACGGAAGUACUUUUGCUUCUUGCUCAUCUGAUAAGAAGGUUAUUUUCUUUGAAGGAAAGACUGGUGAAAAACUUGGUGAAUUGUCUCAAACCAAUGGUCACAAGCUCUCAAUCUAUGGUUUGUCCUAUUUGGACAACAAGCAUAUUGUCACUGCUUCUGGUGAUAAGUCUGUCAAAUUGUGGAAUAUUGAUACUAAGGAAUGUGUUGCUACCACUGUUAUUGGAGAUUCUACCAAUGAUAUUCAAGUUGGUGUUUCAGUAAUUGCUGGUGUUCCUGUUUCAAUUUCUUUGAACGGUGAUUUGAACGUUCUCUCUAAGGAUUGUACUCGUGUUGAAAGAAAGAUUUUGGGUCACAAUGCUCGUGUCAACAAGAUUGUUGUUGAUAAGAAAUCUGGUGGUAAAUUCUUCUACACUUGUUCAACUGGUGGUCAAUUGAUUAAAUGGGAAGUUGGUGUUGGUAGUGUUGCUAAGGUUCAAGGAAAUGGGCACCAAGAUGUUACUAUUAAUACUAUGGCUAUUGCUGGUGACAAGUUGAUUACUGCUGCUCAAAAUAACGAAGUUCGUUUGGUCAAUCUUUCAGAUUUCACAUAUGUUGGUGAUGCCACUACUUUGCUCGGUUCUCCAAAUGAUGUUUCUGUCUCUGCUGAUGGAAAUUUGGUUGCCAUCUCAACUCACGUUGGUGCUACUUUGCUCUCUGCUGAUGGUAAGAUUUUGUCUGAAGUCAAGAUUGAUAAGGAUCCACAAUCUAUCUCAAUUAAGCCUGAUGGUAGUGAAAUUGCUGUUGGUUGUAAGGAUAAGAAGAUUCGUGUUUAUAAGGUUGCUGGUCAAAAGAUUGUUGACGGUGCCACUGAACUUGCUGAAAACACAGCCAAGAUUCAAAAGGUUUCUUACUCUCCAGAUGGUGCUCUUUUAGCUUCAGCUGAUAGUGCUUAUGAUGUUGUUAUUUUUGAUACUGCAUCAUGGAAACCAAAGUAUUCCAACAUGACUUAUCACUCAUCUGCUGUUGUUGAUGUCGAUUGGUCUGAUGAUAGCAAGUAUAUGCUUACUUGUUCACUUGAUAAGAACUUGAUUGUUUGGGAUCUUGCUGCUGGUAAGAGAGUUAAGACUGACAUGGCUCACCAUUUGGGUGUUUCCACUUGUGCAUUCAUUGAUAGUGAAACAUUUGUUUCUGGUGGUGAAGAUUUCAUGUGUAAGACCUGGAAGUUCUCCGUCUAAAUUCAAUGCCCAAAUAAAAUGUAAAAUAAAUUGUACAGUUCUU